AUGAAUUUAAACCAAGAUUUCUCAAUUGAAACACCUCAAGGAACUGACCGUGCUUUUUCUGAAGAAAAAUCCCAGGUCUCAGAAAAUGCUCGUCAGCUGAGAAAUCAUAAACAGAUAGCUACAUCGGCAAGGUCAAUAAAUAUUUUGCAUGCUGCCAUCAUUUUAGCAGUAUUUUUUAUAUAGAUUGUCGCUGUUCUAGGCACAAAUAUUGCAGUUCUAUUUUAUACCUUCUCUAAUAUAAAUUUUAUACGAAAUAUGGACAUCCCUAUCUCCCUUGGGAAAAUAGGGAAUAAAAUCCAUAAUGUUGGCUUUGCUACUCAUAUUCUUUGGGCGCUUACACCUAUAGCAACUUCUGAAGUUGAGCAAAUAUUAAAAGUAGGGUGAUAUAAAAUUAUCAAUUAUAUGAUUGAAUUAAAAGGUCUAUAUCUUUAUGCUACUUCUCAUGUAGAAGAGUGAAAUUAUUGUUCUGGGAAAGAAAUAUUUAUGGAGGACAAUAUAAAGCUAUGGAAUUCUGAUAAGAAAAUAAACUUAUUAGAUAUGAUUUCAGAGUUUUUACAAACGGUAAAAAUUAUUUAG
This is a messenger RNA of Blepharisma stoltei, 576 nucleotides long. The record is from the annotation of a GenBank genome assembly. NCBI's taxonomy places the organism in Eukaryota, Ciliophora, Heterotrichea, Heterotrichida, Blepharismidae.